Sycon ciliatum is the source of this 793-nucleotide messenger RNA. RefSeq names its product RNA-binding protein NOB1-like. The record is from RefSeq and is a predicted model, not a curated record. Lineage: Eukaryota; Metazoa; Porifera; Calcarea; Leucosolenida; Sycettidae. The transcript has 2 exons. Gene Ontology annotation, biological process: maturation of SSU-rRNA. Gene Ontology annotation, cellular component: preribosome, small subunit precursor. Gene Ontology annotation, molecular function: RNA endonuclease activity. The coding region runs from base 83 to 436 and encodes 117 amino acids.
UGCACGGUGGCUCUGCAGGGUCAGUAGUCAGUCAUCGACGGUGUUCUGCCCUCGCUGCGGUAAUGAUGCCCUGGUGCGUGUCAUGAUGAGAACAGACGAGGAAGGCAAGGUUAUCUACGGCAACUUUGGCGCCAAAUCUCUCAGCCAGCGCGGUGUACAGUAUUCGCUGCCUCUACCCAAGGGUGGCCGCCACGCCGUCAACCCAAUCGUCAAUCCUGACCAAAGAGUCAGUUAUCGGCCGCCUCGGUCACGCGAUGCUCCGCUCAACGCCUUAGACCCGGACUAUGUGGGUGGUGGGUCGCCGUUCGUAAUGAACGACGUCACAAGUCGCGGCGUGAACAUUGCUUUUAGGAAUAAGAGUGGCCAUGCUACACCACGAGCACCUGGUCAGCGGAGGACCAACCCCAAUGCGAGUAGGCCACGCAAGAAGAAGUGAUGAAUUUUUUACUUCUCACCUGUAAAUUGUACAUAUCGUAGUGCCCCCCCCCCCCCUCAAAUAUUCAUUGGUUGAGGGUGCCCCCCCCCCCCUUCAUUUUGUAAAUUUCUUUUUUCUCCCCCCAGCAUUCUGUAUAUCCCUGGUCCAUAUAAUAACCAUGUCUGUACAUACCCCCCCCCCCCCCCCCGAUUUUUGUACAUAUUCAUUCUCCUACCCAUGGCCAUGUACAUAGCCAUUUGUUCCCCAGAUCGGUGCACAAAAUAUUCAUUUGGGCUUAUGAAUAUUACCUACUUGAGUACAUUUGGCGGAAAUGGAGUGAAAAAGGGCUUUCCGUACAGAAAAGAGAAAUUCAUGAUA